GGAUUUAGUGAGAAAAUGCCAAGUAGGAAGACUUGUUGGUCUUCUGUAGGGAAACAGGGGGCAGCAGUGAGCUCACGGCUUGGUGCAGCAGCAUUAGAGACAAAGAAGAAGAAGACACCGCACUCCAAAAGUAGUCUACACAAAGUGAUUAUGGAGGGGGAUGAGAUUGAGAUGAGCGAAGAGGAGCUCCAAAAGUGGAUCAGAGGGAAGGUAAAGAAGAACAAGCUGAUCUCCUCAGAUGUGCUAGAAAAAUGCAAGCUGCUGCAAUCUCUGCUGGAGAGGAGGGAGAAACAGGCUGCCCACUUCCUAAAGCUCUGCGAGUCUGUGUCAGCAUGUGAAGCGAUUGUGAGGAAACAAUACUCUUUGCUGGGGUGGGAAUACAGAGACACAGAUUCUGAUGAAGACGAUAAUACAACAGGCUCUGGAAAUGCCAUCCCCAGCCCUAUUCCUCUGUUACCAAAGCUACAGGCCAAAGGGAACCUCCAAAGAGAGAAUGGCAAAAAAAGCUCUAUCAGUCUAAAGAGAAAACCAGUGGUGGUCUUGACCAGACUUUCUAUGUCUCAGAUCAGUUCUUUACGUCCUCCAACGCCCCAGAAUCACAACAGUAAAGAUGAAUCCUUAAACAAUUCGGAAUCUGAUGGGCAGUGGGAACCACUUGAGUCAUCUUCUGAAUCAAGUGAUUCAGAUUUUUCUAUCUCAAGUAAUAAGACUUGGUCAAGCAAGAGGAGAAAAAAAGAUCAAAGGAAUUCAAAACUUACCAGGAGUCAUACAACACCUCAAGCUAGCACAAGUACUGAUGCUAAGAGCAACGUAGCAAAACCAUCAACACCCCAAGCUAGCACAAGUACUGAUGCUAAGAGCAACGUAGCAAAACCAUCAACACCCCAAGCUAGCACAAGUACUGAUGCUAAGAGCAACGUAGCAAAACCAUCAACACCCCAAGCUAGCACAAGUACUGAUGCUAAGAGCAACGUAGCAAAACCAUCAACACCCCAAGCUAGCACAAGUACUGAUGCUAAGAGCAACGUAGCAAAACCAUCAACACCCCAAGCUAGCACAAGUACUGAUGCUAAGAGCAACGUAGCAAAACCAUCAACACCCCAAGCUAGCACAAGUACUGAUGCUAAGAGCAACGUAGCAAAACCAUCAACACCCCAAGCUAGCACAAAUACUGAUGCUAAGAGCAAUGCCACAAAACCAUCAACAGUCCAAGCAAGUGCCAAUACGGAUGCCAAAAGCAACGUCACGAAAACAUCAACAAUGCCAGCAAACAGCAAGGUAACACACCCUAUGUGCAUUGUAACUGAUAGCAAGACCCCUCCUAGCGUUUCACAAGGAGAGCUCAAAGUGAACAUGAAUGUCCUGGCCAGAAGGAAGGUCAUGAGCUGGCAGCAGGGUAAAAUCUUGGAAAUAGUAACAAAAGAAGAUGGUAGGAUGAAAUACAAGAUCAAUUUUGAGGAGAAAAAAAAGACCCUAUUUUCUGGUCACCACAUCGCCUUUGACUACAUGCCAAAGGUGGAGCAGCUGUUUAUCGGUGCUCGUGUGGUAGUCAAGUCUCAAGAUAGAGAAUGCCGGUUCUGCCCUGGUGUCCUGGCAGAGCUCCCCAGCAGAAAAAACCGCAUGAGGUUCCUGGUCUUCAUGGAUGAUCACACGCCGGUCUACGUUGGCUUACCUUUACUUCACCUGGUGUGCAGACCAUUGACAGACCCUUUGGACGAUAUUCCCGAUGGCACCCACAAGAAUUUCAUAAAGCAGUAUCUAAAGGCCUGGCCUUACCCACCACAGACCCAGUACAGGAUUGGACAGGCAGUUAAUGCAGAAUUUAAUGGAAUCGUGCAGAAGUGUGAGGUGCAGGCGAUCGACAGCAGCUUGAUACAGGUUGUUGUUGAGACGGAUCAACAUAAGGAGUGGAUCUACCGAGGCUCCACGUGCUUGGAACACAUGAAGGGGCUUUUGGAGUCGAAAAAGAAGGAUGAGCAGAAGAAUACAUCUUCCACAGUUAACAGUAAAUCGAAUUCUACAACCUGAAGCCAUGAACCAAUCCAACCAGCUACGAGAUGAAUUGUGACCAUAAAACAUUUGAUUCGGCGCAAAAGAACAUUUAAAAAAAUGACAAAAAAGGCAAAGGUACAAGACUGUGUACAUAAACAAUCAUAGACUCCUGUGGUAGCAGCUCGCUAUAGCCGUUUGUGGGUUCGCGGGUGCAGUAAACAUUUUCAUUGCCACAGCGAGCUCCACCAAUCAGAGACAUCGCUGUUAGGAUUGUGGGUAGUGUAGUGCUUCUCUAUGACAUUGUGAAUAAAAUAUGCCUUUCGUAAAACAAGAUUGAUUUCAUACGGACUUGUGGCUUCUACAGGGGCAUAAAACAUUGUUUCACAAUCUCAGCUCGUGGUAAGUCUACCUAGGAUGGCUAAUAAUCAAAAUUCUUUUUCCAUUUUCACUUCUGGAACCACACUGUUGAGCUCUAUGGGCUUUUUUUUUUUUUUUUUUUUUUUUUGGCAGAGCAUUUUCAUUUUUAUCCGAAUACUUUUUCAGUAGUUUCAUUAAUGAUCAACCACUUAUUCUUGAUGCGCUUUAGAUACACGCCCAUCACAGCUUUCCGACCUUUUCCUUUUGAAAGUCUAGUUACACCUGGUCACUACUCACAAUUCGUGUCCGUGGUCCUACCUUUCAUAACAUUUUAUAUUGUAUGUUAGUUUUUUUGUAAACUAAAACAUUAUUCGAGUUACUCAUAUCUUUCUCUUUGGUAUUUCACUGUCUUGUAUACUUCAGUCAUCACAAUCGACACACAGAUGGGACCAUGAAUGUGUUUAGAGAACUGGAUGCUGUGUUCCAAGAUGGCACCCCAUGCAUUUGUUGAACCUUGCUCACCAAGCAUAGACUCAUUUUAAAGAUUUUAACUGCUUGUUAGGACUUUCUUGAAACUGUCUUUCUUACAUUGUUUUAAGUGUAUUUGUAUUGUAGUUUUUUUGUUAUUAAAUAAAAAAUUCUUAAGACUUUCU
Messenger RNA from Sander lucioperca (pikeperch), 3002 nucleotides. Its product is annotated as histone-lysine N-methyltransferase SETDB1-A-like. NCBI's taxonomy places the organism in Eukaryota, Metazoa, Chordata, Actinopteri, Perciformes, Percidae. The record is from RefSeq and is a predicted model, not a curated record. Gene Ontology annotation, biological process: negative regulation of gene expression; heterochromatin organization. Gene Ontology annotation, cellular component: nucleus. Gene Ontology annotation, molecular function: histone H3K9 methyltransferase activity. The transcript has 9 exons. Bases 16 to 2028 code for a protein of 670 amino acids.